Messenger RNA from Salmo salar (Atlantic salmon), 1490 nucleotides. NCBI's taxonomy places the organism in Eukaryota, Metazoa, Chordata, Actinopteri, Salmoniformes, Salmonidae. The record is from RefSeq and is a predicted model, not a curated record.
GAAUCUUUCUCUAGUUACUGUGUAUUCAUUACUGGUGAGGAAAGUUCACUUUCACUAUGAAUCUUUCUCUAGUUACUGUGUAUUCAUUACUGGUGAGGAAAGUUCACUUUCACUAUGAAUCUUUCUCUAGGUACUGUGUUUUCAUUGCUGGUGAGGUAGGUUCACUUUCACUAUGACUCUUUCAGAGUGAAGUGCCUUAGUCCGAAUGUUUAGCGCCUCGCCGAAGUGAAGCACACCGACAGUCAUGUACAGCACUAUCAGAACAACAAGAGAGACACAACACUACAUGUACAGCACUAUCAGAACAACAAAAUGCCUAGUAACCCUAUCAUUCAAUUAAACCCAUGUUCUCCCCAUGUUUCCCUUUCCAACAGAUGAGGAGCUGUACAUUCAACAGGCUGUGGUCCUCAACGAAGAUGCUGUACAUUUAGGAAUAACUUGCUAUUUUCCACCAUGAGCUGCUUUUUAAAUACAGUUUCUGUACAUUACUUUGUUUAUCAACACUUUUGUAGUACAUUUGUUUACAUUCCUUAUAGUAGUAGUAUCGAUCUAUCAACCAUCACAUGGACCCAAGAUCAAUAGGACUUUACAGAUGGGGCCUGAAUGUGGUGAUAUUUGUCAUCCUGGCCCUGGCCUUCAUUGCGAGGCCCUCCUCCCUGUCUGUGACUUCUGGCCUGUGUUCUAAACACACCCUCUGGGAACCCCCAUGUGGCCUCACCAAGGGCAUCGAGAUCAUCUGCCUUCUCAUAUUCACGUUCCACCUCAUCGUUAAGAGGUUCCUGAUACGUCAUGAGGAGUUUUUGAAGUGUAAAUGGCUGGUGGGCUACAUGGUGGUCAUCUCAGUGUCUGUCACUGACCGGACCUUGACCUUGAACAUGGCUUGUGAUGACACUAUGAGAAUCAGAAAACUUCUUCGGCCAUUUUCCUCUUCACAACUCAUAAUUGAUGAAGAAGACGUUGAAAUGCAUCAAAAGAACAAUACCAGAAAUAACAAGUUUGAUCUUAGUAGUGGUUCUCCACCUGUGUGUCUUCACCAUGUUUGGAAUGCUGCUAUUCACAAAGGGAGAGAACCCAGAGAAGAACAUGGAAUGGGAGUUCUAUUUCAAAAACCUCUCUCGGUCUCUUACGUCUCUUUUGGUUCUUCUCACAACUGCUAACAACCCUGACGGAACAUACAUCCUGAUGAACCUGCUGACUGCCAUCAUAUACAACCAGUUUAGAGGAUACUUAGUGGUGAGUAACUGGCUUGUUGUCGACUGUACUUCACAAAGUUAACAAAUAUUUAGGUAAGUGGGUAGGGAGUGUUGUCAGUGGGUAGCCAAUUUUCCAUAGGUAUGUGAGUAGUAUUGAUCAUGGUAACAGGAGGGGUCAGUGUCUCCUGACCCCUCCUGUCUCAGCCUCCAUUAUUUAUGCUGCAGUAGUUUGUGUUGGGGGGGCUAGGGUCAGUCUGUUAUAUCUGGAGUAUUUCUCCUGUCUUACCCGUGUCCUGU